AUGGUCCGUCCAUCUCGAGCCAGCGUCAGUCAGCAUAUCGACGUGAAGGUCGACGCGAUCACGAAACUGCAAGCCGAGUUCGAGAAAGGAUCCGAAAUCCCGGACCCCGACGCACUCGUCCAGACCUUCAAGGCGUGCCUCCGCACCCCGAACCAACACCUUACUACGGCUACGCUUGCUGCGCUUCCCGCACUCAUACCCCUCCUCGUCCGGCGGCACCCGGCGCAGAUCCCGCUCCCGCCGUCGAACACGUCCCCCGCGGUCUCGACCGCCUCGUCCGGGGCGGGCGGUGGUGGCGGCGGCGCGGUCGACGCGCACGCCCUCCGGAACGUCGUCGCGCAGCUCAUGCCCGCGGGCGGCGGCGUCGUCGACCGCCUGGGCGACGCCCGCGAGCGCCCCCGCGAGUGCGCGCGCGCGACGCUCGUCGCGAUCGGCGGGUUCGCGUUCCGCGCGGGUGGGGGCGGCGGCGGUGGGGGGAGCUCGGGGCUGGGGCGGUCGAGGUCGGACAAGCACGAGACGCCGCUGCAGAUGUUCGAGCGGUUCCUGAAGGAGGGCGGGCUGGGGAGCAAGGUGGCGCGGGUGAGGGAGCAGUCGAUGUUGACGCUGGUGCACAUCCGGCGUGGCCACCACCAGUUUCCCCUCCGGCCGUACCUCCCGCAGCUCGUCGACGCGCUCGAGGACACGGACGCGAAGGUGCGCGAGUGCGCGCGCUCGUCCGUCGUGGAGCUGUUCACCGGGCCUGGCGUGACGGACGCCGCGCGGGCGGACCUCAAGAAGGAGAUGGCGAAGAAGGGCGUCCGGAAGGCGAUCACCGACGACGUUCUUGCGAAGGUCCUCGCGGGCGCGAGUUUCCCCGGGACCCCGGCAUCCGAGGGCUCCGACGGCGGGGACGCGUCGCCGCAGGAGUACGUGCCUCCGAGUAUCGCGCUGAUGAACCAGACGAAGAGACCCGCGACGUCCCGCGUGGCAAGCCAGAGCACCGCGCGCGAGAUACCGCGGCCGGUGAGUCGCGCUGCGGCCGUCGUGUCACCGACCGGGGAAGGGCCUGGGGCCGGGGCUAGUGUGUCGGAAGUGAAGGCUGUUUACAUUGCUUCGAGCAGAGACCUCGAGACCGAGUUCGCGGCGAUGCUGAGACAUUUCGAGGGUCGCGAGUCUGAGCACAACUGGGCAGCUCGAGAGCAGGCGAUACAGCGGGUCAGAGGGAUGCUGAAGGGUGAGGCACACGAGCGCUUCCACGACACGUUCAUCCUUGGCCUGAAGAACGGAUUUAUGGACGCGUCACUCAAAACGCUCGUCAGUCUUCGGACGACGGUCGCGUCCAACACUUGUGCGCUCUACAACGAGCUCUCUAUCGCCCUUGGCACCGCUCUCGACCCGUUCUGCGAGCUUAUGUACUUGAACCUUCUCAAGAUGUCCACCCUCACGAAAAAGAUCACCGCGCAGAUGUCACAGGCGACGGUCACAACUAUCAUUCAACACAGCUCCACGCACCCGAAGCUCCUCAUUUCAAUGCUGUGGAACGCUCUCCAAGACAAGGCCAUCCAGGCCCGUCAGUAUGCUAUAGGUCACGUGAAGACAUACCUGGAAAUCCACGGAGCGCGCACGUUGCACACUAUCGAGUCUUCGGGCGUGAUCGAAACCCUGGAGAAGAUCCUGAAGAAGGCGCUCGGGGACACAAGUCCCAGCGUGCGCGACACCGCGCGCCAGGUGUAUUGGAUCUUCCAAGGCAUGUACCCCGAGCGCGGCACCGCAUGCCCCAAUCCAGACGCGCUCACCGCUCUCCCCACCGUCACCCCACCACCACGGACGAAGAAGAGCAGCGUCGCUGCGGCGAUUGCGGCGAGUCGUGCCAAGGCAAAGGCGAUUGCGAACGCCCCGCCGACGUUGCGGCACCAGGCGACCUCCACGUCGCACACGAUCCGGGCAACGUCGCCCCCGUCGCGUUAUGGGCUCACUGGGCUCGGGAUCUCCAGUGGCGGUGGGAGGCCGAUAUCUCCCAGCCUCUCGACGGGCAGCUCGACAGGCGACCGGCAUGUCAUGUCCGCUGGAGCCGUGACGAGCUUGCACGUCGUUCCCGGUUCCCGGAGUCCGCCAAGGAAUAGCGACUCGCCCCCCUCCCCCACCUCAGAUCAGUCCUUCCGACGCCGAUACACCUCCCCACUCACCACCCUCAGCCCCUCGCCACCGACGUCUAACUCGACAUUCCGGAAAGCCACGGAAACAACGUUGCCGGCAUCCCCGCCCGCGUCCGUCAGCCAUUUCGUGUCGCCGAACCCACGCCCGCAGAAACUCGGGGUGAAUCCCAUACCUCUGCACCGCGAGUCAAUGUCCAUCGCUCAGAUGUCCGAGUCACUGCUGCUCGCGACCAACAUACCCGUGCCCGAAGACAGCGACUCGGACAUGGACAUGGACAUGGACAACGACGCGUCCAUGAACUUGAUCUCCUUCUCGACGCCGUACGAGAAGUACCCGCCGGCGCCACGGUCGAACUCGCAGCAGAACUCGUUCUCACCCGCGUCAACGACGUCACGACCCCAAAUCUUCUCGAACGCGCUCUCCACAGGAACAAGCUCACCCCCGGCGGGCGUCGGGCAGCCACUCGUCGAAGACGCGAUGCGCGCUCGUGCGGAACAGGCCGAGAGCGCCGCGGAGCGCCUCCUCGAGCUCACGCCCGUGAACAAAUCGAGGAGCGCGGCGAUCAUGCAGCAGGCGGCGCUGUUCCAGGACAGCCCCGCGUUCGGAAGCAAGACGGCGAACCUGUUUGCGAUGGUCGACGGCAGAGACAGCGCGGGGCCAUGGGCGCCAGAGAAUGGCUCGGCGCUCGAUAGUGACCGCGAGAGCGCCGUGCGCGCCCUUGUUGCGGCGCUCGAGGAUGAUUCUGCAGAUGUUGCGGCGCUGAAGACCCUCGCGCGCCUGUGUGCGCACAAUUCCCUGCGCGAGCCGCUAUCGCCGUCCUCACCAGCGUUCUCUGUGCCGCUCACCCCGUCGUUCAUCGACGGCUCUGGGAACCAGCUCUCACGGAGCGAGUUCUGGGAGAAGGACAAGCUGUUCGACCGGCUAUUCAACGCGCUCGUCAAGUUCUUGAAUCCUAAGAGGGGUGCGGAAGAGCUCGAGUACGGUCUAAUCGUCCUGUGGGAAAUGCUCGAAAACCAGGCGCCGCUCCUUGAGGAGCGUGAGGCCGAGAUAUUCAGCGUGCUCCUCCACAUCCGAUACUGCGCGCAGCUGAACGUCAUGCAGGCGACGAACUUCUUCCGGGAUACGCUCACGAACCGUAUCGACCCGGUGUUCGGGCUCACCACGUUCCACUCCUCCCUCCGUCAAUUCAAAGACGAGGCCCCGCCUGGGGGCGCGACGACGGAAAUUAGGGACAGCACCUUCGCCUUCGGCCUGAUCGCGCUAGGCAAGUUCUUCCUCCGGCUGCCCGCCGAGGUGCUCGAGGAAGAGCUGCCUCGCCUCCGCUCCACGCUCAUCUCGUCCCUGACGGAGAGCACGGGCACGAACGCGCUCGCCGUCCGCGAGGCCGCCACCGCGGCCACGAUCGCGGCGCAGAUGGUCCUCCGCGACGAGACACACCUCUUCACGCUGCUCGACGGCCUCCCGGACGAGAAGAAGAACCUGCUGACGUACAUGUUCGACAAGCACGGCGCGCGGGGACCCGCCGCCGCCUCGAGCUCGAACGGCUCCGCCGUGGAACGCCUCAACCGCGAGAUGCGCCGGAUAGACGGCCGUCUCAGCUCGCCGCGCCGGUAG
Messenger RNA from Epithele typhae, 3750 nucleotides. Its product is annotated as clasp N terminal-domain-containing protein. Gene Ontology annotation, cellular component: mitotic spindle; microtubule organizing center; mitotic spindle midzone. Gene Ontology annotation, molecular function: microtubule binding. Lineage: Eukaryota; Fungi; Basidiomycota; Agaricomycetes; Polyporales; Epitheliaceae. The transcript has 15 exons. The record is from RefSeq and is a predicted model, not a curated record. Bases 1 to 3750 code for a protein of 1249 amino acids. Gene Ontology annotation, biological process: mitotic spindle assembly.